Molecule: messenger RNA, 2099 nt
Organism: Trachymyrmex septentrionalis
Lineage: Eukaryota; Metazoa; Arthropoda; Insecta; Hymenoptera; Formicidae
Product: annexin B11-like
Exons: 9
Coding region: 272-1792 (506 amino acids)
Cellular component (GO): cytoplasm
Molecular function (GO): calcium-dependent phospholipid binding; calcium ion binding
Source: RefSeq, a predicted model, not a curated record
CCAGCAGCCAGGCAGCACUCGGCAGUCUCGGCAGUCUCGGCACUCGGCAGCAGCCAGUUUCUACUACCAGUCCGUCCUUGUUACGCGUCGGCGACGUUGGCGUUUGUUUCGACCGCGGUACUCUCGUGACUCAUCUCUCCUCGCCGGAGGCAGUAAAUUGAACGGUGUUUUUUGUCGUUGUCAUUCAUACACGUCACGAUAGCAGGAGCUCGUGAUUCAGUGAACAACCUCAAGUUCUCCCCUUGCGACAGUUUAAUUCUUGAAUAGAAAAAUGAGCUACGGUUACCAAGGACCACCUAUUCAAUUUCCGGGACGAGCACGACCACCAUCGUUUGGAGCUCCACCUGGUACACCCUCUGCCCCUAAUGCUCUAUCUUAUUCUCCGAUGGGCUUCUCAAAUGUUCCACCGACAUCAUUUGGCAUGCCUCAACCAUACUCUCAGGCUCCCUAUCCAAUACAGCCUUCGCAUCCUUUCUCUGGCAAUGCACCUGGUCAAACUAAUACUUAUCCUCCACAACAAAUGCCAUAUCCCCAAUCUAUGCCCACGUGUUAUCCCACUGAUACACACUCUAAUCAAUCUGCACCAUCUCCUUAUCCCCAACAACAAAAUUAUAAUUCAUAUCCUAAUCUUCAAACAGCACCAGAUGCUAAAGAAUAUUUUAGCAAUAUAACUCCUUCCCCUUAUCCUUCUGGACCAAAUGCACAGACAGCUAGUUCAAUUCCAUACCAAAGAAAUAGCUAUCCCGGGGGGCAGGGGGUAAGCUCACAGUAUCCUUAUGCUGCUAAUCUUACUGCUGCUACUCGUGGUACUACCCCAGCCCCCCGGAGAGAUCAGUUUACGUCUAAGACUUCUCCCACGGUAGUACCUUACGAUGACUUUGAUGCCAGAGCGGAUGCUGAAACUUUAAGAAAAGCUAUGAAAGGAUUUGGCACUGAUGAAAAAGCUAUUAUUCAUGUUCUUGCAAAUCGUAGUAAUCUACAGCGUCAAGAGAUUACAUCUCAAUUUAAGACCCUUUAUGGAAAGGAUCUGAUAAAGGACUUAAAAUCUGAGCUGUCAGGAAACUUCGAAAAACUUGUUCUUGCCUUAAUGAUGCCUCUACCUCAAUUUUAUGCUAAAGAACUCCAUGAUGCAAUGUCUGGUCUUGGUACCGAUGAGACAGUACUCAUUGAAGUAUUAUGUACAAUGUCCAAUCAUGAAAUUUCGAUUAUUAAACAAGCAUAUGAAGCAAUGUAUCGAAAAACAUUGGAAGAUGAUUUAAUUUCUGAUACAUCUGGCAAUUUCAAACGCUUGAUGGUAUCAUUAUGUUGUGCCAAUAGAGAUGAAUCAUUUAAUGUGGAUCAAUCUGGUGCAAUGGAAGAUGCCAAAAAACUUUUGCAAGCUGGGGAGCUUCAAUUUGGUACGGAUGAGUCUACUUUUAACGCGAUUCUUGUCCAAAGAAACAUGGCACAGCUGCGACAAAUAUUCCAAGAAUAUCAUAACAUAACAGGCCAUAAUAUUGAGGAUGCGAUUGAAAAUGAGUUUUCGGGCGAUAUUAAGAAGGGUCUUCUUGCGAUUGUAAAGUGUGUCAAGAACAGAGCCGGUUUCUUCGCCGAACAGUUGUACAAAAGUAUGAAAGGCAUUGGUACGGAUGAUAACCGUCUCAUUCGAUUGGUUGUGACACGUUGUGAAGUGGAUAUGGGUGAAAUAAAGAAUGAUUUUGUCUACCGAUACAAAGAGUCAUUGGAAGAUUUCAUAUCUGGUGAUUGCUCAGGACAUUAUAAAAAAUGCUUAUUGGCACUAAUACAGACAUAAAAUACAAUAUUUUCAAUAUGGAAUUUCAUAUAUGGAAUUUCCGUGCAUUUAUCGUUCAUUUUUUACAAAUACGUAUGUAUAUGAAUGUUCAGCUCCUUCUCCUCUUAAUUUCCAACAAAUAUGCCAGUGAUAAUGCAGAUUUGUGCUUCGAAAUAUAAAUGAAUGUAUUUUUAUAUGCAAAGUUAUAUGAAGAUAUUUUGGGAUAUAUAUACAAAUACUUAAUUCGGUGAUUUUAUGAAAUUAUUGACAAUUAUGUACAAAACAAUGGCCAUGUUGAUGAAAACCAAGAAUUUCAAAUCGUAUAAUU